UUGUUUUCUUUGCAGUACAUCAUGCAGAUCUUCGUGAAAACCCUCACUGGAAAGACUAUUACUCUUGAAGUAGAACCUUCAGACACCAUUGAAAAUGUAAAGGCAAAAAUUCAGGAUAAGGAAGGCAUCCCCCCAGACCAGCAGAGAUUGAUCUUUGCUGGUAAGCAGUUGGAGGAUUGUCGCAUUCUUUCUGACUACAAUAUCCAGAAGGAAUCUACACUCCAUUUGGUAUUGCGUCUUAGAGGAGGAAUGCAGAUCUUUGUGAAAUUUACAGGAAAGAUUACCCUAGAAGUAGAACCUUCAGACACCAUUGAAAAUGUAAAGGCCAAAAUUCAGGAUAGGGAAGGCACCCCCCCAAACCAGCAGAAAUUGAUCUUUGCUGGUAAGCAGUUGGAGGAUUGUCGCAUUCUUUCCGACUGCAAUAUCCAGAAGGAAUCUACACUGCAACUUAUUAGAGAAGGAAAAGAAAACAACAUCUUUGUGAAAACCCUUACCCUUACAGGAGAGACCAUUAUCCUAGAAUUAGAAUCUUCACACGAUAUCACAUUCCCCCCUUUGUUAUUGUUGCGUCAUAGAGGAAUGCAGAUCUUUAUGAAAAAAUAAAGUAUUCCGGAUGAAAUGUUCAAAUUUCCUUUAAUGUAUGGAAUGGAAAAGAUUUAAUCACAUUGUUAUUAUUUUAACCGAACCCAAA
This is a messenger RNA of Homarus americanus (American lobster), 691 nucleotides long. RefSeq names its product polyubiquitin-like. Gene Ontology annotation, molecular function: protein tag activity; ubiquitin protein ligase binding. Gene Ontology annotation, biological process: modification-dependent protein catabolic process; protein ubiquitination. The transcript has a single exon. Gene Ontology annotation, cellular component: cytoplasm; nucleus. The record is from RefSeq and is a predicted model, not a curated record. The coding region runs from base 22 to 603 and encodes 193 amino acids. Lineage: Eukaryota; Metazoa; Arthropoda; Malacostraca; Decapoda; Nephropidae.